Carlito syrichta (Philippine tarsier) is the source of this 1206-nucleotide messenger RNA. RefSeq names its product cilia and flagella associated protein 77 (gene CFAP77). The record is from RefSeq and is a predicted model, not a curated record. The transcript has 9 exons. The coding region runs from base 1 to 1206 and encodes 401 amino acids. NCBI's taxonomy places the organism in Eukaryota, Metazoa, Chordata, Mammalia, Primates, Tarsiidae.
AUGUCCCAGGACUCCCUUGGAGUGCAGGCUCCACAGGAGGACUUCACGGGCAGCAUCAGCGAAGACAGCGGCGACAACCCCAACCGGAGACCUCAGGCCAAAGGCUGGUCUUCCGGAAAACGAGGACAGCCACCUCCCCCGCUCGAGCCCCGUCGCUUGGAACACAAGCCGGUGGCGAUUCUCGGGUUUUCCUGUGUGGAUUCAAGAAAACUCCGAACAGGCCGGGUCGGUUCCCCGCCGCCCGGCGCGCUUGGCGUCCCGUUGCCAAGGAGACGGACCGUCUCACCCACCCUCAAGGGGUGGUCCUGCUGCUCUUUCCUCUCCCACGCCGCAGCGCGGAGCCCAGAAGGCGAGCAGAGGAACCAGCGGGGCUCCUGGCGGUUUCAGGGCUCCUUGCAACGGGGGGGCGUCGGGGGCGGCGCCGUCAGCCACAUCUGCCCGCCCCCGCGGCGGCCCUUGACCCUGGCCGACGUCCGGCCGGGCAUGGAGAACGAGAGGCUGGGGGUCGUGCGGGACUCCAUGUUUCAGAACCCGCUCAUCGUCAAGGCUGAACUCGGCAAGCCCCGAGAAAGGAGCUGCAGUCUGCCUGGUGUUAAUUUUAACUAUGGACUCUACAUCCGGGGGCUGGACGGAGGGGUCCCGGAAGCCAUCGGACACUGGAACGUGUAUAAGCAACAGCCCACCUGCCACCAAGAGCUGACCCGGAAUUACAUCGCCAUGAACCGCGGGGCGGUGAAAGCCGGCCUUGUGACCGCCAGGGAGAAUGUCCUGUACCGUCAGCUCAAUGACAUCCGCAUCAGCGACCAGGAUGACCGGCGCCUGAAGAAGGAACCGCCCUCUCUCCCGCCAAACAUGACUUUCGGGGUCCGGGCACGGCCUUCGACGCCCUUCUUUGAUCUGCUGCAGCACCGGUACCAGCAGCUGUGGGUACAGGAACAAAAGGCCGCCCAGAAAGCCAUUAAGCUGGAGAAGAAGCAGAAGGUGAUUCUCGGAAAACUGUACGAAACCCGGAGCAGCCAGCUGAGGAAGUACAAGCCACCGGCAAAGCUGGGGGCCCUGUGGCAUAUGCCUCACUUCCAGAAGGUGGGUCCCCAUCUCGACACGUUCCCCACGGAGGCCGAUCGCCAGAGAGCGUUCAGAGCCCAACGGGAAGAGUGUGCCGUGCGCCAGGGGAAUCUGCGGAUGGGCAACUACACCCACCCCUGA